UGGAAGUCGAUAUUGUAGCGAAAGCGCAGCUAAUCAUUGAAUUUCAUAUAAACAACCUUGUCUUCAGUUGAGUGUUUGAGAGAGUUUGUCACGAGCGACUAAGAGCUGCUGCUGUAAAUAUGUUCCCUAUUUAACUGUGUUACUGGAUUCAUAUGAAGGAUAAUGCGAGAUGGAAAUGUUACUUUUUACACGGUCUGCCGCACUUCCGCCGUCGGACCUUUAAAGCGUGACAUCCAGCGGAAGUAAACAAAACCAACGCUAGUAGCGUUAGCUACGUCCAUGCAGUGAAUGAGCUGGAUGAAAAUACUGUAGUGAAAGCGCAGCUUAUUAUUGAAUUUCAUACAAAUAACGAUGUCUACAGUUGAGUGUUUGAAAGAGUUUGUCAACGAGCGACUAACAGCUGCUGCUGAAGAAAUAUUCAGAGUUUUUAAACAAACUAUCGUCGAGUACGAGGAAGAGAUCGACCGUCAGCGCAAACUGCUGGACAUCGUUUGGAAACCUGAAAUAAAGCUACACAGGAUAGAGCUCCCACAGCAGCAUGUCUGUAAGGAGGAGGAGGUUCUCACUGAGCAGCAGCUCUUAAACCAGGAGAGGAACUCCAGUCUGGACCAAGAGGACCCAGAGCCUCCACAGAUUAAAGAGGAACAGCAGGAACUGUGCACCAGUCAGGAGGGAGAGCCGCUUGAACUGAAGCUGGAGACUGAUGCCUUUAUGUUGACUCCUGCUGAUGAGGACAGUGUCCACAGUGAACCAGAACUACAAAGUGACCACCAGCUGCUCUCUGACAACUCUCAUGUAGCUGAGAGUCAGGACCAGAGAGGAGGCAAGCAUGGAGACUCAGGAUCAACUAGAGAUGCAGAGCCAGAACCAACGAAGAGACUUGACAGCAGUGAAAGUCACAGUGACAACGAGAACAACUUCAAAUUGUCAGAGAUUCAACAGAGUACUCUAACAGACAUUAACUCUUUCAGAUGUGACACUUGUGGAAAAGAUUUUAAAUACAAGAGCUAUCUUAAGAAACACAUGAGAGGUCAUACAGGUGAGAAGCCAUAUUCAUGUAAAACAUGUGGAAAAAAUUUCCGCGAUGGCAGUGCAUUUAAAGUUCAUAUGAGAUUCCACACAGGGGAGAGACCAUAUACCUGCAAAGUAUGUGAGAGUGGUUUUGUAACCAGUAGUGAGUUGACAAGGCACAUGAGAGUCCACACCGGUGAGAAGCCGUACACAUGCAAAACAUGUGGAAAAAAUUUCCGAGAUUGCGGUGUGUUUAAAAUUCAUAUGAGAUUCCACACAGGUGACCGGCCAUAUACCUGCAAAGUAUGUGCGAAGGGUUUUGUAUCCAGUAGUGAGUUGACAAAGCACAUGAGGGUCCACACAGGUGAGAAGCCGUAUUCGUGUGGAAUGUGUGGAAAAGAUUUCAAAGGAGCCAGUACGUUUAAAAUCCAUAUGCGAUUCCACACCGGUGAGAGGCCGUAUCCUUGCAAAGUGUGUGGGAAAGGCUGUAUAUCCAAUAGUGAGUUUACAAAGCACAUGAGAGGCCACACAGGUGAGAAGCCGUAUACAUGUGAGACGUGUGGAAAAGAUUUCAAAGACGGCAGCACGUUUAAAAUUCAUAUGAGAUUCCACACAGGUGAGAGGCCGUAUCCCUGCAAAGUAUGUGGGAAAGGCUGUAUAUCCAGUAGUGAGUUGACAAAACACAAGAGAGUCCACGCACGUAAGAAGCCACAAAUGUAGCUGGGCAAGCCUCUUGGGAGGACAGUGAAGUAUACCGUUGAGGAUUUGAAUCAUUAGUCAUAUGUACAUGUUUUGACACAUAUGGUCCAAGGCUGUCCGCAUAUUCAUGCAAAACAUGUGGGAGAGUUUGCACAUAUAGCUUUGACAUGAAAGUCCACAUGGGAAUCCACACAGGUGAGAAACUGUACAUGUUUAUGGAGAAACCAGCUAGUGUUCAUCUACUGAAUCAGUGAUUUUUUGCAAUGCAAUGUUAGCAACAGUAUUUCUCUGAAACUGCAAUGUCCCAAUUGGAGGAAACAUGUCAGUCUGACAGUGCGAACUGAGUAGUUUCUGUCAGAGUUAUGAUGUAACAUUGAUGGUUGUACAAAAUGUGGACUUUUGAAGCAUUUCAGAAUCACUUUUCGUGUCAAAGCCUUAAAAUCAAACUGUGAUAGUUCUGUAUGUUGCAUGUUUAAACAGAGUCAGAUUUUGCACUUGAUAGUGGCAUCACUGUUCUAUUUCACUAUGUGAAGUUCUGUUAAAUGUGGCCUUGAUUUGUUUUUGCUGUUUGUACGCACAACCUCAUUUCUGCAUCCGAGUAACAGAAUAAAAGAUCAUUUUUUUUGGAUCA
Acanthopagrus latus (yellowfin seabream) is the source of this 2341-nucleotide messenger RNA. Its product is annotated as zinc finger protein OZF-like. Gene Ontology annotation, molecular function: DNA-binding transcription factor activity; RNA polymerase II cis-regulatory region sequence-specific DNA binding. The transcript has 2 exons. The coding region runs from base 352 to 1731 and encodes 459 amino acids. Gene Ontology annotation, biological process: regulation of transcription by RNA polymerase II. Lineage: Eukaryota; Metazoa; Chordata; Actinopteri; Spariformes; Sparidae. The record is from RefSeq and is a predicted model, not a curated record.